AUUACAUUCAGUGAACUUCAGUGAAUUCUGCGAGAGUUGGCUGUUCUAUUGGUCGGUCGAAUACAAUCGAAUAGUUGUGUUGGGACAUGUGCGUAAUGAAGUAUCUUUUGUUUGAAUCGUGAGGUACAUCCUUAUUUAUUAAUAAGGUAAACAAUGUGGACUACAAAGACCUUUCUGAAGAAAAGGAAGGGCAGUGUACUCAAGAUUGUACGGGAACAUUAUCUUCGUGAUGACAUAUGGUGUGGAUCAGAUAUAUGCACCAUUUGUGCUCAUCAAAAUGAGGAGCUAGUUUUGGAGAAAAAUCCUCAGCCAAAGAACAAGAAAUUUCCAUUUCCUCAUUAUAUUGUUUUGGACACAUGUGUUGUUCUCAAUCAGAUUAAUGUGCUGGAAGAGGAUGCUUUAUGCAAUGUUAUAGUUGUGCAGACUGUUUUAGAAGAGGUGAAACAUCGGAGUUCUUCUGUUUAUAAGAGGCUGCUGGAUAUUGUUGGGAAUCCAAAUCGAAAAUUCUAUGUUUUUGUAAAUGAACAUCAUAAGGAUACAUAUGUAGAGCGAGAACCAGGGGAGAAAGUUAAUGACCGCAAUGAUCGUGCUAUACGAGUGUCCGUUGCAUGGUAUGAAAGCCAUCUGAUGUCAAGUCAAGCAGACCGAAGGAAAAGAGAUCGUGUGAAAGUGAUAUUACUUACAGAUGAUGUUGAUAGUAAGCAGAAAGCUGAAAACGAAGGUCUUCACGUUGCCACAAUUAGUGACUAUGUAAGAAAUGUAGAAGAUUGCCCAGGUCUUGAAGACAGAUUGUCCCAACAUAACACUACAUAUGAGCUUCAGGCUGGUGGGCGAGAACCUUUGUUUCCAGCACAUUUUACUCCAUCACAGAUUCAUCAAGGCAUAAAAUCAGGGAAAUUACUUCAGGGUUCAUUCUUGGCAUCUAGAGAAAACUUUCUUGAAGGACAAGUGAAUGUGGAAGGACAAGACAAAAUGAUUUUAGUGCAAGGACGCGUGGGUCUAAACCGAGCAGUGGAUGGAGAUAUCGUGGCUGUAAAGUUGCUGCCAGAGGAGGAGUGGUCAGUUCCCAGUCAUAUGGUACUGCAGGAUGAAGGUGAUGAUUCUGAAGAUGUACUAGAAGAGGAGAACGCCAUUUUAAAAAGUAAGGAUGAGCGAGUUGCGAAACUACCUACUGGGCAUAUAGUAGGCAUUAUAAGAAGAAAGUGGAGGCAGUAUUGUGGAAUUUUGCAAAAAAAUCCAAUAGAAGGGUCAGUGCGUCAUAUAUUUGUCCCUGCUGAAAGAAAAGUUCCGAAAGUAAGGAUAGAGACCCAACAGGCAGAUAUUUUAAGUAGCCAGAGAAUUAUUGUAACCAUUGAUUCUUGGCCACGUAAUUCUAGGUAUCCACUGGGGCAUUUUGUACGGGCUCUAGGUACAAUUGGUGACAAAGACACCGAAAAUGAAGUUCUGCUCUUGGAACAUGAUGUUCCUCAUAGCAAGUUUUCAGAAGCGGUUUUGAGUUGCCUCCCUAAGUUGCCAUGGGUUAUUACAGAGAAGGAUGUUCAGAGCAGAGUUGAUUUGCGACAUGUGGAUAUUUGCUCUGUGGAUCCUCCAGGUUGUACUGACAUUGAUGAUGCUCUUCACUGCAAGGAACUGGAAAAUGGAAAUUAUGACGUGGGCGUCCAUAUUGCUGAUGUGAGUCACUUCAUUAGGCCUGGCACAGCAAUAGACAAAGAGGCCGCACUCAGAGCAACAACUGUAUAUUUGGUGGACAAGAGGAUUGACAUGGUACCAGAGUUGCUGAGUUCAAAUCUGUGCUCUUUGCGUGGAAAUGAAGAGAGAUUUGCUUUCUCCUGUAUUUGGGAAUUGACCAGUGAAGCUGAAAUUGUUAGUACACGUUUCUGCAAGAGCAUCAUUCGGUCACGACAGGCCAUGACAUACGAGGAAGCCCAAAUUAAGAUAGAUGAUUUAACACAGAAUGACACUUUAUCAAAAUCGCUCAGAGGACUGAAUUCGCUUGCAAAAAUCUUAAAGAAGAGGAGAAUUGAAAAUGGAGCUUUGGUGUUGGCUUCGCCAGAAAUCCGAUUCCAAGUGGACAGUGAAACGCAGGAUCCAAUUGAAGUGGAAGCAAAGAAGUUGCGUGAAACCAAUUCAAUGGUAGAAGAAUUUAUGUUAUUGGCCAACAUAUAUGUGGCCAUUAAAAUACUGGAGGACUUCCCAGAGUGUGCCAUGCUACGGCGUCAUCCAAAGCUUCCAGUAUCAAAUUUUGAGCCUUUCAUUAAGGCAGGAAGGAAUUUGGGUUUUGAAAUCAAUAGUGAAUCAGGAAAGGCUCUUGCACUGUCCCUUGAUAAUGCUGUGAGACCAGACAAUGCAUACUUCAACACUAUGCUACGUAUUUUAGCAACCCGCUGCAUGAUGCAAGCUGUAUAUUUUGCAAGUGGAAUGGUGCAGAGGGAUGAAUUUUUCCACUAUGGUCUUGCUGCUCCAGUCUACACACACUUCACCUCACCCAUCAGAAGGUAUGCAGAUGUUAUCGUUCAUCGUUUGCUGGCUGUGAGUAUUGGCGCAGAUGUCACAUAUCCUGAUCUCCUGGACAAGAGGAAAUCUCACAGUUUGUGUCACAACCUCAACUACAGGAAUCGCAUGGCGCAGUAUGCAGGCCGGGCAUCUGUUGCUCUCCAUACACAUCUCUUCUUCCGAGGCAAGGUACAAGAUGAGCAGGGCUAUGUGCUAUGCGUACGUAAGAAUGCUCUCCAGAUACUCAUCCCCAAGUAUGGCUUGGAAGGAACACUGUAUGUGAGCCCACACAAAGGAGCGAAGCAGAAUGUUACAUUUGUUUACAGUGAAGAGAAACAAACCCAGAAGUGUGGUGAUGUAAUUUUUCGGCCGUUUGAUCCGGUUACUGUACAGCUCAGUUUAGACAGAAGUAAUGUGCAACAUGAGAAAAUAGUUCUGAAGUUAGUUCACCCUCAGAUCCCAGGGUUUAGUGUUCCCUCAUUGAGCUCAGUGAAGCGGAAGGAAAGUGAUGAAAAUCUGCAAGAGGAAAUGGAAAUAUCAGAAGUAUCAGUGUCACCACCCAUUGAAAAGAUAUCUACAAAGAAGCAGAAAGUUAAGUGAUGUGAGCUCUCAUGGAGAGCCUGUUGCAUUGAUGAGCUGGUAAUGUAUUUUUAUGAUAAUGAAAUUAGUGUGUGUUCAUUCAGACAGCUGUCUCUCAAGAGAAAAGCAUAUGUCAAGGUUCUUUUUUAAUUUGUGCAUUCAGUAUUUCUGGGGACUCAACAUCAACAGCUUUUGUUCCACAUGUUGCAAAAAGUAAAGUUUCAUUAUUAAAAGUUUAAUUUUUUAAGUUACUACAGAAUGUUAUUUAUAUGAAACCUGAAUCACAAUGAUUUAUGAUCAUCCUGUAUUAGAUUUCAGAUAGUGUGAUUUAUUUCUCAAAAUACACCUAUGAAUAUAUACAUCCCCCCCACUUUUCUGUGACGUGUUUUGUUUUAUGUGAAGAUAAUUCUGGGCACUCCAUGUCUAAUGUUAUAAGUUCAGUUAAGCUCAUUACUUUGUGUAAUACAUAUUCAUACAAAUACA
This is a messenger RNA of Cryptotermes secundus, 3555 nucleotides long. It is a transcript of the gene Dis3, whose product is annotated as exosome complex exonuclease RRP44. NCBI's taxonomy places the organism in Eukaryota, Metazoa, Arthropoda, Insecta, Blattodea, Kalotermitidae. Gene Ontology annotation, cellular component: nuclear exosome (RNase complex); cytoplasmic exosome (RNase complex). The coding region runs from base 154 to 3093 and encodes 979 amino acids. The record is from RefSeq and is a predicted model, not a curated record. Gene Ontology annotation, biological process: rRNA catabolic process. Gene Ontology annotation, molecular function: endonuclease activity; 3'-5'-RNA exonuclease activity; RNA binding. The transcript is spliced from 18 exons.